GGAAAAAGUGAAUGUCAGCGAAAAUGGUAUCGAAAGCUGUUGCUUUGUUGUCGAUUGCUGUCGGCAUCUAUUUUGUCGUUUUCGGGGUGGCUAAAAUGACGCCAAAACUUAGCAAAGACUUACAUUCAUCACUGAAAAGCCAUUUUAUCAAGUAUGCUAAAGUUAGCCCUCUGAAACCAUACCUAAAGGAGAAAAACUUGAAACUGAAGGGAAAAGACUAUCGUACAUUUGCUGGUGGAAUAGAACUUGCAGGCGGCCUGGGUAUGCUGUGCCUGCCUGGCAGACGCUCGUUAAUGGUUGCAAAUGUCAUGCUCCUUGUGAUUUCAGCUUUUGUUAUUCAUACCCACAUGGCCAUCGGUGACCCUUUAAGACGUUGUACCGGUGUCUUUGUUAUCGGUGUGCUUUUAAUUGGACGGAUGCUGAUCUCUUUCCAGAAUCAGUACAUGACGUCGAAGAGUAAAAAGUCUCAAAAAGAAGAGGUGAAAGAGAAAAUGAGCUAAAAACAAUCAAACACAAUUUUUAUUGAGGAGCAUGAUCUAUCUAUUUAUGAAUUAAUUGAUAGAAUCGUGAAACUACCAGACUAUAACUAAUUUGAAAUACCACCUUUACACUAUAGUAGGUGUAUCUAUGCAGGGUUGCUAUAGCCAAAUUUCUCAUAAAUAAUCAACUACAUGCAUAAAUGAAAUGUGAUAGCACCAAGCUAUUUAGUUGAAAUUAUUAUUAUGAAAUAUGUAUACUUAUUUAUUUAUAUAUUUAUUUCACAUCCAAAAGCAAGUACUGUAACCACUUUACAUAAUGGGAUGAUGCAUUCUAAGUCCUAGGGAUGAGGAUAAGUGGAGCUGAUUUUAGCAAGUAGAAACCCCUAUUUAACAGGUCUUUUUGAACCCAGAACCCUUUGACUGGAAGACAAGCAAACAGCAUUAACCACCAAGCUAUUCAGCUCCACUACAUUUCUUUAAAUUGCCUUAUAAUUAUUCCUUUUAGUUCGCCUACUUUGUACUAAUAUGGAUAGUUACUAGCACUAUUAUUCAAGAAUUAGGUUGUGAAAAAAAUAGUCUGAAAUAGUAUUCCAUUAUUUAUUAACCAAAAGUGUUUUCCUGCUGAAGUUGUUGCUAAAAAUUGCAGUUUGCUUAAACAACUUUUUAUACUAACUAGGCCAAUACUGUGUUGUGAUAUUAAUUUAAUAGGUGAAGUGAAGUGGCAUACUUUUUUCUAUGAGAUGGACCCAAGCAUUUUGGUCAGCUAGUUAACUCUGCUCCAGUGCAGAAUAAUUUGUAGGUGUGGGUGGCAUAUACAGCUAGUGUGGGUACUAUGUGGCCAUUGAUAAUAAAAUGUGUUCAUAUUGGUGCCUAAAUUUUAUAGAAUUUUAUAACAAUUUGAACAUUUUCUUUGGACUUCAGGCAAUUUUAAAAGUUAUAUAACCAUUAUGUUAUAUUUAAUACAUGUGUGCUACAAACAGUGUCUUUCAUAAUUAAAUGCAAAUGAUCAUGAAUAUUCAUUUAGAAAAUUGAAUAUUAAUAAAGAUGCAUAUUUUUUACGAAAUCUAGACUACCUAGAUUCAUAGAAUUAGUAUAAAUGGAAUGUUGUUUAAAUGCAUUUAUCACAAACAAAUUGUUUUAUAGGAUAGUGAUUGUGACAUAACCAACGUGGUCAUUUUAAAGAAAAGUAGAGUAAUGUGGUGUGUAAGAGUUUGUAAACCUUGUACAAAGUAACAUACGUAGUGCAAUAGAUAAUAUGUACUGUCAGGCGCAGAUCCAGGAGGGCAUGUGCCCUGGUUAUAACACUAAAUUUUUAAAAUUUCAGUGCAUAUCAAUGUUAUGUAUUGAAAUGUGAAAAAAAAAAAAAAUACCUGACGUUUUAAAAAUUCUGGAUUCGCCUAUGACAGUAUAGACAAAACUAUUGAUUCCGGGCUGUGUCAAUUUAAUAUCAGUACGAUAAAUUUUCCUUUAUAGCAAUUACAGUAUGUUAAUUAUGUCAUAGUCCAUUGGAAUACAUUAAAGUUUAAAAACCAA
Molecule: messenger RNA, 2012 nt
Organism: Anneissia japonica
Lineage: Eukaryota; Metazoa; Echinodermata; Crinoidea; Comatulida; Comatulidae
Product: transmembrane protein 35A-like
Exons: 2
Coding region: 12-500 (162 amino acids)
Biological process (GO): positive regulation of protein localization to cell surface; chaperone-mediated protein complex assembly
Cellular component (GO): endoplasmic reticulum
Source: RefSeq, a predicted model, not a curated record